This is a messenger RNA of Cynocephalus volans (Philippine flying lemur), 3663 nucleotides long. It is a transcript of the gene FLVCR1, whose product is annotated as FLVCR choline and heme transporter 1. Lineage: Eukaryota; Metazoa; Chordata; Mammalia; Dermoptera; Cynocephalidae. The coding region runs from base 27 to 1697 and encodes 556 amino acids. The transcript has 11 exons. The record is from RefSeq and is a predicted model, not a curated record. Gene Ontology annotation, molecular function: heme transmembrane transporter activity; heme binding. Gene Ontology annotation, biological process: mitochondrial transport; transmembrane transport; heme export. Gene Ontology annotation, cellular component: mitochondrion; membrane.
GAGGCGGCUCCGGGGAGCGCAGGGACAUGGCGCGGCCGGACGACGAGGAGGGGGCGGUGUUGGCUCCCGGUCACCCGCUCGCGAAAGGGUACCUCCCGGUCCCCAGGGGCGCGCCCGCCGGGGAGGAAAGCGUGGCGCCGCCGAACGGGCCCAGAGCCGGCUGCCUGCAGUUGAACGGGGUCCCCCGGGACGGCCCCGCCGCCGCCGCCUUGGGAGCGCUGGGCGGGCCGCAGACGUCGCUGGCCCCGGAAGAGGAGACCCAGGCCCGGCUGCUGCCCGCGGGCCCCGGAGAGGAGACCCCGGGGGCCGAGGGCGCCCCGCUGCCCCGCACGGCGCUCUCCGCGCGGCGCUUUGUGGUGCUCCUGAUCUUCAGCCUGUAUUCGCUGGUGAACGCUUUUCAGUGGAUCCAGUACAGCAUCAUCAGCAACGUCUUCGAGGGCUUCUACGGCGUCUCCUUGCUGCACAUCGACUGGCUGUCCAUGGUGUACAUGCUAUUCUACGUGCCCCUUAUCUUCCCGGCCACCUGGCUGCUAGACACCAGAGGCCUGCGGCUCACCGCCCUGCUGGGCUCCGGCCUCAACUGCCUGGGCGCCUGGAUCAAGUGCGGCAGCGUGCAGCAGCAUCUCUUUUGGGUCACCAUGUUGGGCCAGUGCUUGUGCUCCGUGGCCCAGGUGUUCAUCUUGGGCUUGCCCUCCCGUAUCGCCUCGGUGUGGUUUGGGCCGAAGGAGGUGUCAACAGCUUGUGCCACCGCCGUGCUGGGCAAUCAGCUUGGAACUGCAGUUGGCUUUUUGCUACCACCAGUUUUAGUGCCCAACACACAGAAUAACACAAAUCUCCUGGCUUGUAAUAUCAGCACCAUGUUUUAUGGAACAUCAGCUGUCGCCACACUUUUAUUUAUUUUAACAGCAAUUGCAUUCAAAGAAAAACCUCAGUAUCCACCAAGUCAGUCUCGAGCAGCUCUUCAAGACAGUCCCCCUGCAGAGUACUCCUAUAAGACAUCAAUAAGGAACCUGUUCAGAAACAUUCCCUUUAUCCUUCUGUUGAUCAGUUAUGGUAUCAUGACUGGAGCAUUUUAUUCAGUCUCAACACUAUUAAAUCAAAUGAUAUUGCAUUAUUAUGAGGGAGAAGAAGUGAAUGCUGGAAGGAUUGGGCUGACACUGGUAGUAGCUGGAAUGGUGGGCUCUGUUCUCUGUGGUUUAUGGCUGGAUUAUACCAAAACGUACAAACAGACCACUCUGAUCGUUUACAUUUUGUCUUUUAUUGGAAUGGUUAUAUUUACAUUCACGUUGAACCUUGGGUACAUUAUUAUCGUGUUUGUUACUGGAGGAGUGCUUGGUUUUUUCAUGACUGGUUAUCUCCCCUUGGGUUUUGAAUUUGCUGUUGAAAUUACCUACCCUGAAUCUGAAGGCACUUCAUCUGGUCUUCUUAAUGCUUCUGCACAGAUAUUUGGAAUUUUGUUCACAUUGGCUCAAGGGAAGCUCACAUCAGACUAUGACCCUAGGGUUGGGAACAUUUUCCUCUGUGUUUGGAUGUUAAUAGGCAUCAUUUUAACAGCACUAAUCAAGUCUGAUCUGAGAAGACACAACAUAAAUAUCGGAAUCACAAACAUUGAUAUUAAAGCCGUGCCAGUUGAUAGUCCCACAGAUCAAGAACCAAAAACUGUUAUGUUGUCCAAGCAGUCAGAAUCAGCAAUUUGAGUAAGAAAAUUUUAUCAUAUGUGUUACUGGCUGUUUCCUGAUUUCUUGUAUCACAUCCUGUAUUCUGCCUUUGAAGAUUCCUGAGAUAAGGAAAUCCAUAAUAACUUCAGAUCACCUAGGUUCCCCCAUUUAGUGGAGACUGCUUGAAAUGCUACCUGUUGUCAUUCUGCAGUCAUUCUUACGCCCAUUCUCCUUUGAGGAAAACUGUGCUGUGCCAGGUACACGCUCCAUCAGUGCGGCUGGGGGAGUUGGUCCUCUUCUCACAACAGAGUGUGUGUCAUCACCACACCGUUGGAACCGUCUGCUCUUUUUCAUGCUCAGGGUAAGGAGACUAGGACCAAAUGUAUUUCCACAGUGCCUACCACUGUGUUUUGUUUACAGUGAGAAUUUAAAUGUUUGAUGUCCUGACUCUCCAAACUCAUAGGGAAAUAUCUUUAUGGUAAUGACGUUUGAUCAGCUGUAAUAUUUACAUUAUGUCCAUACACCAAAAAAAGCCAAUCGGGUAAUGAAUACCCUUGAAGUCAAUAGGAAUUUUUGAUUUAGUCAGAAUAUAUGCAUUGUUUUAUAUUGGAAUUACAACAUUCUCUGUAAUCAAAUGCCUAUAAAUUACAUAAAAUCUGACCCUGGAGAAUAUGUUGCAAAGAGGACUUGGCUAAGAAUCAGAAACUCUGGGUCCAUGUCCUCGAUGCAUUUCUGUCUGUCUCUGUAACUCUGGAUAAGUCUUUGAACUUCUCUAGGCAGUAUUUUUCUCAUCCACAAAAUGAAUGCGUUCAGUUUGAUCUCAAGGGUCUUUUAAUAAUAUUAAAUGCCAUUCAUCAUGGAGUAGACCAAGUCAUUGUACCACAAGAACUUAAGUCUAGCUAGAGAAAAAUUCUCCAGACAGUGAGAUGAACAGCUCUGAUUAUUACUUUGUGGAUACAAGGGAUGUUUAGAUCUCUUUUUAGCCUUUUCAGGCAGUUGGUGGUAGCUCAGUGUAUUAGUCCAUUUGUAUUGCUAUAACCAAAAUACCUGAGAAUGGGUAAUUUAUAAAGAACGGAGGUUUAUUUGGCUUACGAUUCUGGGACAGCUGCAUUUGGCACAGGCCUCAGGCUGCUUCUGCUCAUGGUGGAAAGCAUCAGGCAGCCGGUGAGUACAAGCAGAUCACAUGGCGAGAGGAAGCAAGUGGGGAGGUGCCAGGGUCUUUUUAAACAACCAGCUCUCACGGGAACUAGUAGAGCAAGAACUCACUCAUUAAUCCCCCUUCCCCCAGGGAGAGCAUUAAUCCAUUCAUGAGCGAUUCACCCCCAUGACUCAAGCAGUUUCCAACACUGCUACAUUGGGGAUCAAAUUUCCACAUGACUUUUGGAGGAGACAACACAUCCAAACUCCACCACUCAGGCUAGAUGCCCAAUUGUUAGCUUCCUUUGAUAUUUACAUCACAGGUAAAAAUGGCCAAAAUGUGUUUCACGGCCCCCCCUUAAAUAAUUUUUAUUUUUAAACUGUCACUGUUGUUUGAAGUAAUCAUGUACUUGUUGAGUUCCUGAGGUUUUGAACAAAUGACAGUUAAAAGCUGGAGUUCUUUAUUUCUGAAAAGGAUUUACAUACAUGUGUGUAUUUUCCCUUGUUGAUUAGAAAAGGGGUAAAAUAUGUGACAGAAUGCAAAAUGAAUUAACAGUUUAUCUGAAUUUUACAUGGAAGUUGACUAUCAUAUGUCAAAGAAGAAUUCUGUCUUGUGUUUGGUAAAUGGAGUAGGUAAUCAUCACUUGUGUAGAUUUUAAUCAAAUGAAUUUAGGAAAGACACUGGAUGCUUUCAAAAUCUGUUGCAUUUAUAAAUGCUGCAAAUAUAGCUUUUGACUUUUGAGAAUGUUGGAGAAAUGUCUUUAAAAAUAGGUAUGUAUGUAAAAGUAUGUUUGUAUGUUAUAGCUGGUAGAAUGCCUAUGUCUUAAGUCGUUAUUCAUGUUUUAGUUUUUGCUCUUUACACUGUUUA